Molecule: messenger RNA, 1587 nt
Organism: Panicum virgatum (switchgrass)
Lineage: Eukaryota; Viridiplantae; Streptophyta; Magnoliopsida; Poales; Poaceae
Product: berberine bridge enzyme-like Cyn d 4
Exons: 1
Coding region: 1-1587 (528 amino acids)
Molecular function (GO): oxidoreductase activity; FAD binding
Source: RefSeq, a predicted model, not a curated record
AUGACAACAACACCAAGAAUCUUACACCUUUUCCUACUGAUCCUUUGCGUCCUCUCCGGCCAAACAACGUCGUCGUCGUCUUCAGCUUCCAGCGACAUCGAUGCAUUCCUCGGCUGCCUCUCCGCGGACAUCCCGCCUCGCCUCGUCCACACCCCAGCAACCAACUCCUACAACGCGCUCCUUCUCUCCUCCGUCCGGAACCUCCGCUACGUGUUGCCGGGCACUGCGAGGCCCGUCGUGAUCGUUGCGGCCACCGAGCCCGCCCAUGUGCAGACCACUGUUCUGUGUGGCCGCCGCCAUAGCGUCCGCAUCCGCACGCGGAGCGGCGGCCACGACUACGAGGGCCUCUCCUACGCCUCCCUCGACCCGGGCCAGCGGUUCGCUGUGCUCGACCUCGCCGAGCUCCGCGCGAUCCACAUCGACGCCGCACGAGCUGAGGCCUGGGUCGGGUCAGGCGCCUCCCUCGGCGAGCUCUACUACGCCCUCGGCGCUGCCAACCGCACGCUGGCCUUCCCCGCGGGCUCCUGUCCCACCGUUUGCUUCGGCGGCCACCUGAGCGGCGGCGGGUUCGGCUCGCUGGCGCGCAAGUACGGCCUCUCCGCGGACAACGUCCUCGACGCCGUGGUCGUGGACGCCCAGGGGAGACUACUGAACAGAAGCACCAUGGGGGAAGACCUCUUCUGGGCCAUCCGGGGCGGCGGCGGGAGCUUCGGCGUCGUCCUGUCCUGGAAGGUGCGGCUCGUGCGCGUGCCGGAGACCGUAACCGUGUUCGGCAUCCGGCGGUUCAGAAACCAGUCCGCCGUCGACCUCAUCACCAGAUGGCAAGACAUCGCGCCGGCGCUGCCCAGGGACCUGUACCUCCGCGUCCUCGUGCAGAACCCGCAGGCGGACUUCGUGGCCCUGUUCCUCGGCCGGUGCGGUCGCCUCGCCCGCAUCAUGCAGCGUCGCUUCCCAGAUCUUGGGAUGACGCGAGCGGACUGCCAGGAGAUAAGCUGGGUCCAAUCCACCAUCUUCAUCGAGUUCUUCACGACCGCCAAGCCACUCGAGGUGCUGCUGGACAGGAGCAACAAGCCAGACUACUACCUCAAGGUGAAGUCCGACCACGUGCAGGAAGCCAUCCCAAGGCACGCGUGGGAGAGCAUAUGGGCCAAGUGGCUUGACGAGCCCGGGACGCCGCCGAUCAUGCUGGAUCCCUACGGCGGCCGGAUGGGCAGCAUCUCACCGUCGGCGACGCCGUUCCCGCACCGGAACUACCUCUACCAGCUCCAGGUCUACUCGUUCUGGUUCGAGAAUGGGACAGAAGCACUGGAGAAGCGGAUCAGCUGGGUCAGGGGAGUGCACGAGGAGCUGGAGCCGUACGUGUCCAGGAACCCAAGAGCUGUGUAUGUGAACUACAGGGACUUGGACCUGGGGACGAAUGGAUUGGAGGGUAACGUGACCAGUUACGAGAAGGCCAGAGUUUGGGGGGAGAAGUAUUUCAAAGGUAAUUUCAAGAGGUUGGCUGCCGUGAAGAGAAAGGUGGAUCCACAUGAUUUCUUCAGGAAUGAGCAGAGCAUCCCUCCCCUUCCAGCAGCAGCUAAAGAGUAG